ACUCAGCUAUAUUACUGAAGGGACUAGGUUAUGUUGACAUUAAUCAGUUGAAAUAAAUAAAGCACUAAGAAGUCAGGGAAAGGAAAGAUAUCUAACACGUGUAAGGUUGUCUGCUAAUGACUUUUGUGCAUAGGGUUGCUCUUGUGGAAAAUAUUCCUGAAGGGAUCAACUAUUCAGACAGUGCACCAUCCCACUUGUCUCUUUUCCAAGGCUGGAUGAAUUUGCUUAAUAUGGCUGAAAAGUCUGUUGACAUAGUAUCUUCCCAGUGGGACCUCAAUCACAGUCAUCCAUCAGCAUGCCAGGGGCAACGUCUUUUUGAAAAAUUGCUUGAACUGGCGUCCCGAAAUAUUGAGAUAAAACUAGUGAGUGACAUACUGCCUGUGGAAUCAAAAGUAUUAAAUGACUUGAAAUCAAAGGGUGCUGAAGUGCUAUAUAUGAACAUGUCAGCAUAUAAUGAAGGACGCCUUCAGUCAUCUUUCUGGAUUGUUGAUAAACAGCAUGUGUACAUUGGAAGUGCAAGCCUGGACUGGAGAUCACUGGGACAGAUGAAAGAACUUGGUGUCAUCGUGUACAACUGCAGCUGCCUGGUCCUGGAUUUACAAAGGAUAUUUGCCCUGUACAGUUCAUUAAAAUACAAGAAUAAAAUACCUCCAAGUUGGUCUAAAAGACUCUAUGGAGUGUAUGAUACUCAAAACAAACUGACGCUGCAGCUGAAUGAGACAAAAUCAGAAGCUUUUGUGUCGAAUUCACCUAAACUCUUCUGCCCAAAGGACAGAGUCCUGGAUAUUGAAGCUAUAUACAAUGUUAUCGAUGAUGCCAAACAGUUUGUAUACAUAGCUGUCAUGGACUACUUGCCGAUCGUCAUUGACACAAAUGCUAAACGGUGAGUG
This is a messenger RNA of Meleagris gallopavo (turkey), 890 nucleotides long. NCBI's taxonomy places the organism in Eukaryota, Metazoa, Chordata, Aves, Galliformes, Phasianidae. The record is from RefSeq and is a predicted model, not a curated record.